Brassica rapa (field mustard) is the source of this 3513-nucleotide messenger RNA. RefSeq names its product pentatricopeptide repeat-containing protein At1g04840. Gene Ontology annotation, molecular function: protein binding; RNA binding; zinc ion binding. Gene Ontology annotation, biological process: RNA modification. Lineage: Eukaryota; Viridiplantae; Streptophyta; Magnoliopsida; Brassicales; Brassicaceae. The record is from RefSeq and is a predicted model, not a curated record.
CCUAUAUACUGCGAGAUGUUUGUCUUGAUGUUUUUUGAGGGGACAAUGAAAUCACUUUGUGUUCUUUUCAAACCGAAGUCUUCUUCUCCCGCCAAGAUAUCUUUCCCGACCAAUCUUCAAUCCUCACCGGACGAGUCACACUUCAUCUCUCUGAUUCACUCCUGCAAAGACACCGUAUCUCUCCGCCGCGUCUACGCUCAGAUCCUCCGCCGCAGCUUUCUCACCAGCCGCGUGGCUUCUCAGCUACUCUCUUGCUCUUCUCUUCUCAAGUCCCCGGAUUACACCCUCUCGAUCUUCAGAUACUCGAAAGAGAAGAAUCUGUUUACUUUCAACGCCUUGAUCCGUGGUUUGACGGAGAACGCACGUUUCGAAUGUUCAAUUCGUCAUUUCAUUCUCAUGCUAAGGCUUGGUGUCAGACCUGAUCGGCUAACUUUCCCGUUUGCUCUCAAGUCUAAUUCGAAAUUAGGGUUUAGGUGGUUAGGUAAGGCUCUUCACGCCGCGACGGUGAAGGAUUGCGUAGAUUGUGAUUCCUUUGUUAGAGUGUCUUUGGUUGAUAUGUACGCUAAGACAAAAGGGUUGAAGUAUGCGUACCAAGUGUUCGACGAAAGUCCUGAGAGAAUCAAAAAGGAGAGUGUUUUGCUGUGGAAUGUUUUGAUUAAUGGGUAUUGUCGAGCCAAGGAUUUGCAAACGGCUGAAACGCUAUUUGGGUCCAUGCCGGAGAGAAAUUCAGGAUCUUGGAGUACUUUGAUCAAGGGCUAUGUUGAUAUUGGCGAGCUGAACAGAGCAAAGCAGUGUUUUGAGUUGAUGCCGGAGAAGAAUGUGCUUUCUUGGACGACGUUGAUCAAUGGGUUUUCUCAGAAUGGUGAAUACGAGACUGCGAUUUCGAUUUAUUUUAAUAUGGUGGAGAAGGGUUGUAUGAAGCCUAAUGAGUACACAGUUGCUGCUGUGCUCUCUGCAUGUUCGAAGUCUGGUGCACUUGAAUCAGGGAUAAGAGUUCAUGGCUAUGUUUUGGACAAUGGGUUUAAAUUGGAUAGAGCUAUAGGGACAGCUCUGGUAGAUAUGUAUGCAAAAUGUGGGGAAGUUGACUGUGCGGCUAAUGUGUUCAGUAAUAUGGGGGUUAAGGAUAUUCUUUCGUGGACGGCUAUGAUACAAGGUUGGGCGAUUCAUGGACGGUUUCAACAGGCUAUCCUUUGUUUCAGAGAAAUGAUGUAUUCAGGGGAGAAGCCAGACGAGGUUGUGUUUCUUGCGGUUCUAACUGCAUGUUUGAACUCAGGAGAAGUAGACUUGGGAAUUAAUUUCUUCGACAGCAUGAGGCUUGACUAUAUGAUUGAGCCAACGCUGAAGCAUUAUGUGGUAGUCGUUGAUCUGUUAGGUAGAGCAGGGAAGUUGAACGAGGCGCAUGAGCUCAUAGAAAGUAUGCCGAUAAAUCCCGAUCUCACAACAUGGGCUGCACUCUAUCGUGCUUGCAAGGCGCACAACAGUAAUAGAAAGGGCGAAAUGGUGUCGCAAAAUCUUGUGGAGAUUGAUCCAGAGCUUCGGGGUAGUUAUAUUUUCUUAGACAAAAGGUAUGCAGCAACUAAAGGGAAGCACCGAGAUGUAGAGAAAAGAAGAAAGAUAGUCAAAGAAAGAGGCAAGGGAUGGAGUUACAUCGAAGUGGACGGUCAACUGAACAAAUUUGUAGCUGGUGAUAAUUCUCAUAAGCAAGCACAAGAGAUACGUUUGAAGCUUGAGGAGAUCGUAUCGCUUGCUGUUGAGAGUGGAUACAUUCCGGGAGGUGAUUGGUCGAUUCAUGACAUUGAAGAAGAAGAGAAGGAGAAUGUUACAGGAAUCCAUAGUGAAAAACUGGCUCUUGCACUUGGGCUUCUUAGAACUUCUCCUGGAACGGUGAUAAGGAUCGUUAAGAACCUUAGAAUCUGCGGAGAUUGCCAUUCUUUAAUGAAGUAUGUUAGUAAGAUCAGCCAAAGAGAUAUUCUACUGAGGGAUGCAAGACAGUUUCAUCAUUUCAAAGAAGGAAGUUGUUCAUGUGGUGAUUAUUGGUGAUAUAGUGGGUCAGUAAAGGUGCGCUCAGGUCUGCAAGAGAAUGAGUCAAAACCACAUGAAAGUGCUGGUUAUUCAUAACGCUUUAUAUUACAAAUCUUGUCCUGCUCUUGUAACACAAGGUUAAGCAAAGUCUGACAAAAACCCCUCCCACAUGCCUGGAUACUAAUGUCUUUGAGAUGGAAAAUCUCAAUGUUUUUGAUAUAUGUACAAUAUAAUAAGUUUCUUAAUGAGAUUAUGAUUAAGGAGAUGUUAAUACAUGUAGUUGUCAAAUGUAUUAUUGAAGAGAGAACGAAAUUUCAUUGCUUCUCUUUCUGUUAGCGUGAUGCCUAUGUUGUUGACUGUUUGCCUAGAGACCUGCCAACUCUAAAGUUGGGCCUCCUAAAACUGCUCUUACGGCGGAAGAGUUGAAGAUUAAAGCACGAGAACUAAGGUUCUAUUGAGUUUUCUGUUUUUCUGUCCGUGUUCAUUUUUUUCUUUAGAGCAGGCAUAACCUUGACUUUUCCUUCUUUCUUCAACAAGUAGCAUGGCACUGUUUAUGAUGAUCCUGGAAGAUGUUUAUUGUUGAAUCGGAAUAUGUUUCCCUCAAUCAUGGUUAUUCUUUUCUGUUAGAAUUAACUUUUGCUCUGUUUUGCUAGGUUCAUUGUCUGCAAAUGGGCAUGCAUAUUGAUUUGGCCUCUACUGGCUGUAAUUGCUGUGCAAGUAUCUAAGGCGAGCAUCUUGGUAGUAUAAUAAGAAUAUGCAUAUACAAUGUGUUAGAUAUGAUUGUGCUUACUGAUAUGCAUAUUCUUACAAUAUAUAUCAAUCCAUCACAGCAAGUAAUCUACUUUUGGUAAAACAGGAGAAAGGUUCAGGGACAUAAUCAACACAUUAAUUUGUUGGUCUCGGGGAAUCCUGUGUCUUGUAGAAGUGUUUCAAUUUAAAUUUAGGUGGGGAGGAUCAAGUAAAAUUGUAACUAAAACAGUAAUGACUUGUUGUUUGGUUCAGGAGGAUGAUGCUAAAGUGAAGAGAGCGUUCCAGACUCUGCAGACUUACAUGGGAAACGUCUCUAAGAAUCCAGAUGAAGAGAAAUUCCGGAAAAUUAGACUCACCAACCAAACAUUUCAGGACAGGGCUGGUUCAUUGAAAGGAGGCAUAGAGUUCGUGGAGCUAUGUGGGUUUGAGAAAAUGGAAGGAGAAGAUGUACUUGUUCUUACCAAGGUUCAUUGAGAGGAGCUAUGUGGGUUUGAGAAAAUGCAAGGAGAAUAUGUUCUUGUUCUAACCAAGGUACAAGGUAGAUUUAGCCAUUAUCAACUCCUGCUGGAACAGAGCUCAAUUCUGCCAUCUGCAACCCUUUCUUUGGAGCUCUUUAAAUCGCUGCAUUGGCGUCUUCUUCUUCUUUGCUAUUUUGUUGUUAUUGUGUCAAAUUAUAAAACUAUUGAUAUAAUGUAACUAGGCAAACUUGCGUUUUAUUAAAAAUAUGAAUUAGACGCACCA